Elgaria multicarinata webbii is the source of this 2052-nucleotide messenger RNA. It is a transcript of the gene DOLK, whose product is annotated as dolichol kinase. NCBI's taxonomy places the organism in Eukaryota, Metazoa, Chordata, Lepidosauria, Squamata, Anguidae. Gene Ontology annotation, biological process: dolichyl monophosphate biosynthetic process. The record is from RefSeq and is a predicted model, not a curated record. Gene Ontology annotation, molecular function: dolichol kinase activity. Gene Ontology annotation, cellular component: endoplasmic reticulum membrane. The transcript is spliced from 3 exons. Bases 299 to 1870 code for a protein of 523 amino acids.
UCAGGGCGCCGGCGUGCGCUAAGAUGGCGGCGCCCAGAACUGCCUGGUGAGGUAGAUUCAGCAGAGAGCGGCUUGCCCAGGUCUGCGUACCCACCCCGCCUGCUUUGUGCCUAAACAGGAAUUCGUUCCUGGCCUCCGACAUCCAAGCUCAACAACUCUCUCUUUCGCGCUGGCACAAGGAGAUAGGAACUGCACAGAGAUGCAAGCGAGCUUUCGACGGAGAGAGAGCAGCUGACUUUAGGAAGAUCCCACCCGAACGGCUGCCACGGCUCUUCAGUGGCAGGACGCAGCUGGCACCAUGCUGAACAAACCGGUUCUGGUGGAGUCCCUCAUCGUGUUCGCCGUCGUGCUGUGCGUGCACAGCGUGACCUGGGACCGGUUCUCCUGGUGCGCCAUCGCCCUCGCCAUCCAGGCUUUUUACAUCCAGUUCAAAUGGGACCACCUGCUCCACCUGGGCAGCGCCGUCUUCCAGUUCCGGGCGGGAGCCAACAGCGGCCUCGUCCCAGCGUGCAUGGCCGUCCCGCUGUUAGGCAUUGUGAUGAAGGAGAGAUGUAGCGCAGCCGGCAUCGUCUACUUCGAGCGUUUCGGCAUCGUCGUGGCCUCGACCGGCAUGGCAAUCGCCCUCUUCCUCUCGGUGAUCGCCCUUGGCAUCACGAAACCAGUGCCGAAAAACACUUGUGUUCUCUCCGGCAUUGCUGGCAGCCUGAUCAUCUACACCAUGAAGCAUUCCUUGACAGUUUCUGAAGUGAUUGAGGUCCUGGAAGUACUGUUGAUCUUCGUCUACCUCAGCAUGAUCUUGUUGUACCUGUUGCCCCGGUGUUUCUCCCCCGGGGAGGCCCUGCUCAUCCUUACCGGCAUAAGUUUCGUCCUGAACCAACUCAUCAAACGUUCCCUGAAUGUCACCGACAGCAGAGGGGACCCCGUCGACUUCUUCCUCCUGGUGGUCGUGGUUGGGGUCGUACUCCUCGGAAUCUUUUUCACCAUCCUCUUUUUCUUCAUGGAUUCCGGGACCUGGAUCUCAUCCAUGUUCUUCCAUAUGAUGACCGCAGUUCUGGGGCUCGGAGUCGUCAUGCCAUGGCUCUACCGCCUGAUCCGGAAGAAUCCCUUGUUUUGGCUCUACCAGUUCCUCUCUCAAACGCAGACCAGAAUCUACCUCCUCGGCUACUGGACCCUCUUGGCAGCUUCGGCGUGCGGCGUGGUCCUCUACCAAAACACCAAGCGGUUGUCCGGUUCCAAAAAACACCGGGCCUCAACCAUCACCAGAAAAUACUUCCACUUCAUCGUUGUGGCGACCUACGUUCCGGGGCUGAUCUACGAUCGCCAGUUACUCUACGUCGCUGCCGUGGUGUGCCUGGCCGUCUUCAUCCUUCUGGAGUACGUCCGAUACUUUACCAUCAAACCUUUCGGCCACACGCUCAGGAACUUGCUCUCUCUCUUUUUGGAUGAACGGGACAGCGGGCCUUUGAUCUUGACUCACAUCUACCUUCUCCUGGGCAUGUCCCUCCCGGUGUGGCUGUUCCCCAGGCCUUGUGCGCCCAAAGGUACUUUGUCCGGGGCAGGCGCUUUGGCUCCUUACGCGGGGAUUCUGUCCGUAGGGGUUGGAGAUGCGGUCGCCGCUAUUUUCGGGAGCACGGUGGGGGAAAUCAAAUGGCCAGGCACCAAGAAAACAUUUGAAGGCACAAUGACUUCCAUAUUUGCGCAGAUCAUUUCCGUGGCUGUGAUUCUGAUCUUCGACGGCGCCGUGGAUCUCAACGCCAGCUACUCCUGGAUCUUGGCAUCCGUCAGCAUGGUUUCCCUUUUGGAGGCCUACACAAGCCAAGUGGACAAUUUACUUCUGCCUGUCUACCUCCAGAUACUGCUGAUGGCGUAAGGAACUUUAGCGGGGCAAAGACUCUCUUUGGUAGUAGAUAGCGACGAGAGUACGUACGUGAUUGGUGUUAUAAAGGCUUGGCUGACUCCGUCUGCUGCAAAGUGAUCCCCAUGGAUGUGAAAUGAAUCGCGAUGUCAACAUUAUUGCUCGUGGAUCAAAUUUAAAACUGAAAUCCAAAUGUG